Brachypodium distachyon (stiff brome) is the source of this 2234-nucleotide messenger RNA. RefSeq lists its product as uncharacterized. The coding region runs from base 419 to 1939 and encodes 506 amino acids. The record is from RefSeq and is a predicted model, not a curated record. The transcript has 6 exons. NCBI's taxonomy places the organism in Eukaryota, Viridiplantae, Streptophyta, Magnoliopsida, Poales, Poaceae.
UUGCCUUUCCUAAUUCGAUCCGGACUGUGUGAGAUUGGGGACUAGCGGUGGCUGCAACGGACAGUAAUUUGCGUUGACUAAUUUGAUGGCGAGGAAUGAUUAGAGUGCUUAAGCUGGUGUUAUUAGAAAGAUUCCUUUUUUUUUAAAGAAUCAAAUGGCAUUCAUGUUGUUAAUUCUCAAAUUACUGAGAAAUGAGGGACUUUUAGUUCAGUCUUGCUUGAUGCUCCUAUGGUCAGGUAGGGUCACAGUCUGGCUGUGUGGGUGGCGCUUAUGAACUGGCUGAAAUGUAUCUCCGUGAGUAUAUGUGGUGCCAUGCAAAGGCUCUUAUUACAGUGUUACUGGGAGGUUGAGGAAGUUCAAGGUUCACUGCUUGUAGGCUUGCCGUGGAUGGCAGACUGGUUUAGCCAACUUCGUGGUCAUGGUCAUUGUUAAGGAUGUUGCAAUGGUGGGGAACUGCUCAGUUCCUUACUUAGACUAUUGGAGAAUGUUUCAUGGACCAUUAAGGGUACUUACAAACAAGGACAUGUAUCAGAAUGUACUCGACGAACCUAGUCCAUUGGGUCUUCGUCUGAGAAAAAGUCCAUCUCUGUUAGAUUUGAUUCAGAUGAGGCUUUCUCAAGCAAACUCGAAUGCAGGACAGUCCUCUACGGACAACUGCAGUGGUGAGCCUCCCAAGAAAAAGGAUGUUAAAUCUGGUACAUCAUCAGCUGGUGAACGGUUAAAAGCUUCAAACUUUCCUGCAAAUAUAUUGAGAAUCGGUACAUGGGAGUAUAUAUCACGAUAUGAAGGUGAUUUGGUGGCAAAAUGUUACUUUGCGAAGCAUAAACUUGUGUGGGAAGUUCUGGAAGGUGGUCUUAAGAGUAAGAUAGAAAUUCAGUGGUCAGAUAUUACUGCUUUGAAGGUAACUUGCCCUGAAAACGGGCAAGGAUCCUUGGAAGUGGUGCUGGCCCGACCGCCUCUUUUUUUCAAAGAGACAGAUCCUCAACCAAGAAAACAUACUUUGUGGCAGGCUACUUCAGAUUUCACUGGUGGCCAAGCAAGUAUGAACAGGCGGCAUUUUUUGCAGUGCCCUUCAACCUUGUUAGGAAAGAAUUUUGAAAAGCUUGUCCAGUGUGAUCAGCGGCUAAAUCAAUUGAGUCAACAAGCGGAGAUCAUCUUGGAUUCUCCAGUUUUUGAACCUAGAAGCUCUAUAUUUGAAGAUCCCGUGGAAUCGAAGUGUGACUUCGCAAAUUUGAAAGAUGAACCUGAAGAUUUACCUGGGUUUUCAGGUUCUGUGUCACCAUGUGCUGGUUCAUCCAUGUCUGCUAAGAAUGACGCAAAUGAUCAUUUUGGAAAGCAACCAGAAUUUCUCGCUCAGACAAUAAACCCAGGAGCUAGUACUUCAAAUGCACAAGCUGUCUGCAGAAAUGUUAAUGGUGUAUCUCAAGAAUUCAAUAUUCCCAACUGGUGGAGUCAAUUGAAAGUGCCUGGGCUUAGACCGUCCAUGUCAGUGGAUGAUUUGGUCAGCCACCUAGGAAAUUGCAUAAACGAGCAGAUCACUUCAGGCAAUCCUUCAUUGACCAAUGAUGAGGUGCCUACCAAAGAAUCACUGGAGGAGAUUGCACAGUACCUUCUUGGUGAUACACAGGGUCCACAGGCACCAGCCUCUGACGAGCGACUGAUGGCAAGGGUGGACUCUCUUUGCUGUUUGCUCCAGAAAGAUUCAGCACCAACAACCAAGCCAAAGCCUGAGCCAAACGACAGCGAGAGCAUUGGCGGGGAGGACUCAGGAGGUUCAGAUGAUGAAUUUAGUUCGGCAUCGACAAGGAAAACGGCAGAUACCAGCCAGCCGCCUGGCAUGUCUAGAAAGGACUCGUUUGGAGAGCUGCUGAUGAACCUGCCUCGCAUCGCCUCGAUACCACAGUUUCUAUUCAAGAUUCCAGAGGAUUCCGAGAACUGAAGCUGCAGGGCUUGCUCCCUUCAUCUCCCAGAUGAAAGAAUUCGUUGUAAAAAAAUUUGUACCUGAGCAAUAAGUAAGCCCCUUCCCUCGUUUCUGAUUCAGCAAGCUGUGCUAGUGUCUCGGUCACCAAUGCCCCGCACUGUAAAUGUGAUCCGGUAGGUUCCUCAGCUGUCUGUAUGUCUCAGGAUUCGGAUGGGUAGUCGGAAUGUUCAUUGGUUCUUUUAACUUGAGACAUGCGAUUUCGUUCUGUAAAAUCAAGUGUCAAAUUGUCUAUAAUAAUCAUGGUUUUAAAUAG